AUGUCACCAGCCUCCGUCGAAGUUUAUCACAGAUCGGACGAUGCCGAGCUGUACCGUGAAAACGCCUCGUUCGUCUAUUCGGACGAUAACACUGCACCAGUCUUGCAGCUGCUUGGUGCUGAGCCUGGUGAUGCCAUUCUUGAUGUUGGCUGUGGCAGCGGUGAAUUGACUGUGAAGGUCGCAACGCUAGCGUCGAAGACAGGCACCGUGUUGGGCGUGGAUGCAUCUGAGGACAUGAUCUCCAAAGCUCGAGGGCACGAGCCUUCGUCAAAUUUUUCUUUUGAGGUAGUUGAUUGCCACGAACUCCAAGCUUGGCUCGAAGAGCAUGGUAAACAGGCAACUUUUGACAAAGUCUUCAGCAGUGCAGCACUGCACUGGAUGAAUAGAUCUCCUUCCCGCGUGGCAACCGGUAUGCGCUCUGCAAUCAAGAAAGGCGGCGUGCUUGCUCUCGAGAUGGGCGGAGCCGGCAACGUCAGCGCUGUGCGAAGUCUUCUGCGUCGGCACCUCGCGCAGCGCGGUGUGGAUCCAUCCAAAGUCGAUCCAUGGUAUUUCCCCACCGUCAAAGAAUACACCGCGGUGCUCGAAUCGGCAGGAUUCCAGGUUGAGCACGCCGCGCUCGUCGUGCGACCUACACCAUUACCGGAGAGAUCCGGGAUCAGGGGUUGGCUCAGGACGUUCGCAGGGCCGUUCUUGAACGCGUUGAAGUCGGAUGUAGAGCGCGAGCAAGUCGUUGCUGCUGUAGAGAAGGAGCUGGUCGAUGCUGCUACGUCUGAGGCAAGUGACAAGGGCGGCGAGGAAAAUUUUGAAUCAACCUGGUUCGAUGCCAGCAGUGGGCAAUGGACCGCUCCAUAUGUUCGUCUCCGUGUGAGGGCGAUUGCUCAUUGA
Tilletiaria anomala UBC 951 is the source of this 885-nucleotide messenger RNA. Its product is annotated as S-adenosyl-L-methionine-dependent methyltransferase. Lineage: Eukaryota; Fungi; Basidiomycota; Exobasidiomycetes; Georgefischeriales; Tilletiariaceae. Bases 1 to 885 code for a protein of 294 amino acids. The transcript has 4 exons. The record is from RefSeq and is a predicted model, not a curated record.